UGUUGGGACGGUAAAGGUGGGAGGGCGGCUGUCAUGUAGCGGAAUUUCUGCUCUAUCUACUACUUCUAUAGCUACCUUCUGUUGCUUUCCCCAAAGGCACAGCUAGAUGUGGACAUGAAGACACUGAACACCCUUUCCUGUGGAAUUCUAUUGACCAUUCCGUUGUUAGUAAGAUGUGAGCCAGACGAACCACCCCCCAAAUGGGAGUACUACAACCCGCUGUCGGGGGAAACGCUGCUCUGUGAUUGGUGCGCUCCCGGGGAGUUCAUGGUCACGGAAUGCACGCAAACCACCGUCACACAGUGCCGCACAUGCGCAGAGAACGAAUACACGGAGCACUUUAACCACGUCAGGGAGUGCUUCCGGUGCAGGGAAUGUCUGAAGGCCCACGAGCGUGUCCUGUUAGAGUGCACGCCUACCAACAACAGAGAGUGCGUCUGUGAAGACGGCUUCUUCCUGGUCGCAGAAUUCUGCUUUCUUCACACUAAAUGUCCCAUCCGGUACGGGGUUGUACAGAGAGGGACCCCCUGGACGAACACCAAGUGCAGACGGUGUAGUUCAGGCACGUUCUCUAACGUGGAGUCCAGCAUAGCCCCGUGUAGGAACCACACGGACUGUGGGACUAUGGGACUGUGUGUCACACGGAGGGGCAACAGGGGGGUCGACAACGUCUGUGAGAUAUGCCCGGACUACGUCACAACAGCCACGCCGAAGUCUGAAGACGAAACAACUGUACCUACGGCGGGAUCAACAGAGUUUGUCUCCGCGGCAAGGCAAGAAGACAACGCGACCCUGAAACACGUCACUGUGACAGAAGUAAGAUGGGAGCCGAUAGUUUACGUCACAAUCGCUAUAGUCAUCAUUGCAGCAGUUAUAGUUGCGUUUUGCUGCGUGGUUCAUACAUUCCGAAGACGGCGGGCUGACACGUCACAGGGACUUCCGCCCCUACAGACGACUUUAGCAGGGAAAACACCCAUAGUUUCAUUUGUAGGGAUCCCUAAGGGCAAGGAAAGUCCUCCCACCGAAUCUGACCAAGUAGACGAACUGUUUGAGACCCACCACGCUCAUACUGCUGCUGCUGCUGCAAGACAGACAACUUCCGCUAGGAGAAACCCGUUAGCCAUGACCCGUACAAGUUCUCCGACCGUGCCCAGACUUAGGAGGACAAAAUCGCGACCAAAUGACGAUGAACUACGCCGCCGCCCCGCCAACCUAGAUGAUGUCGAGCUCAUCGUUGGCGACAUCGGCGGCGCCUGGCGUCAACUCGGCCGGGAUCACCUCGGCUUCUCGGACGGGCGGCUGGACGGGUUUCAGAGCGACUACGGUCUACAGCUGAGAGAGGUCGUGUUUCAGAUGCUGAGAACGUGGAUAGACGAGAGGAGAGGGGACGUGACGUUAGGGAAACUCGUGGACGCUUUGAGUAAAGUAGGAAAACCGGAACUGGCAGAGGCGCUACUGGAACAAACAUCGUAGCAAGACGCAUACUAUUUCAAAUACAAUGUAUUUACAUUGGUUUUAUGUAAAAGUAUCAAAUGUACAAAUAUAUACAAAUAUUUGUCAGAAUUGAUCCCAUGGUCAACAAAAUAUACCCUCGAUCUUACCACCGUACUUACAUACUAUACUACAAGUAUUGAUACAAUUCGUUGUCACAUAUAUAUCGUAAAAUAUUUUAUAUAUCAUAUGGCUGGAGAUUUUACAUGAUGUUUCCCUUACUAAUAUCACCAUGAUACAUACACAGAUCACCAUUAAUAAAACAACAUAUGGUGUAUACACGUGUGUCACACGUUAUUGCAGCACUGUCAUAUAGCAGCCUUAAGAUAGUAUCACUUUGAAAUACAGCAAAGUCUUCUUGGUUACCGUUCCACGAUCGGCAAAAUUGCGAGGAGGGCUCUCUGUAUAUUGUACUGGCAGAAUUCAAUCCAACUCGUGCAACAUUUGUGGGGUAUAUGUACCACUUAAA
Molecule: messenger RNA, 1960 nt
Organism: Branchiostoma belcheri (Belcher's lancelet)
Lineage: Eukaryota; Metazoa; Chordata; Leptocardii; Amphioxiformes; Branchiostomatidae
Exons: 8
Coding region: 115-1473 (452 amino acids)
Biological process (GO): signal transduction
Molecular function (GO): protein binding
Source: RefSeq, a predicted model, not a curated record